Molecule: messenger RNA, 2613 nt
Organism: Paralichthys olivaceus (Japanese flounder)
Lineage: Eukaryota; Metazoa; Chordata; Actinopteri; Pleuronectiformes; Paralichthyidae
Gene: faah2b
Product: fatty acid amide hydrolase 2b
Cellular component (GO): endomembrane system
Source: RefSeq, a predicted model, not a curated record
UUCUGUCUUCCCUCCAUGGUCUUCCCUCUUGUCCCUACAUGCCCGGACAGUUUUUUCGGAGCCUCGGGUUUCACCUUACAGGCACAUCACUUGGUAUCCGGCUCGGGGCUCCCGGUCAGUCAUGGUCAUAUGAAAAGCUCCGGCGAGGCGGCGGCUGUUCGAUCCCCGACCCUCCGUGCAGGCUUCGCUCUCCGCGGUGGAACCAUGGCCCUGACCCGCCUGGAGACGCUUCAGCUGUGGCUCUUCAAGGCCGUGAUGGGAGCUCUCUUCCUGCUGUUCCGCCUCUUCUCGCCUCGGACCGGCGGGAGGAAGAAGCUGCCGCCGCUCCGCAGUCACUUGCUGGAAGUGUCCGCGACGCAGCUCGCCCAGAAGAUCCGGAGGAGAGAGGUGUCGAGUGUGGAGGUGGUGCAGGCUUACAUUGACAGAAUCCAGGAAGUCAACCCCUUUCUGAACGCUGUUGUCAAAGACAGGUUCGCCGCCGCCCUCCAGGAGGCGGCCCAGGUUGAUAAGCUUAUCGAGGAGGAGACUGGAGGAGAGGAGGUGCUGGAGGACCGGCUGCCUCUGCUGGGAGUCCCACUCUCUGUCAAAGAGUCUUUUGCCCUUCAGGGCAUGCCCAACACUACAGGUGUGAUCAGCAGGCAAAGAGUCGUGGCCACGGUCGACGCUCCACCUGUGGCCCUUCUGAAGAGAGCAGGGGCCAUCCCGCUGGGCGUCACCAACACCAGCGAGCUGUGCAUGUGGUGCGAGUCCCACAACCACCUGAAGGGCAUCACCAACAACCCGUACGACCUGGAGAGGAUACCGGGAGGAAGCUCAGGGGGAGAGGGCAGCAUCCUGGGAGCAGCAGGCGCAGUCAUCGGUAUCGGCUCAGACAUCGGCGGCAGCAUCCGCAUGCCGUGUUUCUUCAAUGGAAUAUUUGGCCAUAAAACGACUCCUGGUGUUGUAUCUCCUGAGAACCAGUACCCUCCUUUCUCCGGCAGACAUAGGGAGUACGUCAGCACCGGGCCCAUGUGCCGCUACGCUGAGGACCUGCUGCCCAUGCUCAAGAUCAUGGUGGGACCCAACGCUCACAUGUUGUCCUUAAACGCGAAGGUUGACCUGAAGAAGCUGCGGUUCUUCACCAUCCCUCAUGACGGUGGUUUUGCUCUGACGUACCCCGUCAGCAAAGAGCUCCUGGACAUUCAGAGAAAGGUAGCGGAGCGUCUGGAGGCCGAUCUCGGAGUAAAAGUGGAGGAAGUGCAUUUCCCUGAGCUCCGCUACAGCUUCAAAAUCUGGGACACCUACAUGUCUCUCCCUGAUAAGGAGGGAAAGCCUCCUGUGCCGUUCGCUCAUCUGAUGGGGGAACCAGGACGACCGGUGUGGCCUCUGUGGGAGCUGCUGAAAUGGAUGAUGGGAAAGUCAGAGCACACCAUGGCUGCGAUUGGUCUGGCCCUGCUGGAGAUGACCCACGUGUCCAAAUCCCCGCCCUUCAUCAUCCAGCAGAAGGAGAAUCUGCAGAGGAAGGUGGACGAGCUGUUGGGCACCGACGGAGUUUUUCUUUACCCCUCACACCCGAGAGUGGCGCCCAAACACCACCACCCGCUCUUCAGACCCUUCGACUUCGCCUACACCGGUAUAAUCAACAUCCUGGGGUUGCCGGUCACCCAGUGUCCUCUGGGCCUGGGCGAGGAGGGUCUGCCCCUGGGCGUGCAGGUUGUGGGGGGGAAGCUGCAGGACCAUCUCACCCUGGCCGUGGCUCUGCACCUGGAGAAGGCGUUCGGAGGCUGGAGGGACCCUGGAGCCAAGUAAACCUCAGCCAUGACCAAAUGUCCACACCGGAGCCUGUAGUACACAAUCAAACCAAGAGGUACAAUCAGUGCACUGAAUGUUCUAGUUUAAAACAUUAGUUCGUACUAAUGAAGGAUCUGCUGCUACGUGAGGUGAUUCUACCGUCAGCCCUGUUCAGGGACCGUAAUAAAUACAAGCUUUAAAAAAAAACGUUGAUUUUUUAAAUGAAGCAUUCACAUUAUCAGAGACAAGGGUUUUGUGCAGCUCAUGUUUCACUCCUCGUGAGUGAAAUGUGAAAUUAAAUAGCAGAUUUGUUUUUCAACAACUUUAAACUUUGUCUUUACCUCAUUUUUAUAACCAGCAGCUGUAUAGUUACAUACACACGUUACUGUUCCAACUCUCUAAAGGUCACUCCAUGAUUUCAGUUUAAAAUGGGCCACACACACACACACACAGGUUGGUUCUGCUCUGAAUAAUUAGACCUACCAGAGGCAUGCUGGGAGUUUGUCACCUGACUCCUCGGACAGGUGAACUCUGUCCUCUGCCAGCAGGUGCAUCUGAUCUAGUGAGGAAACGACCCCCAGCAAAGAAAGGUGUGAAUUAUAAAUGUUUGUGACUUUUAAACUCAUAUCUAAUGUAUCAUACUGUAAUUUAUAUCUAUAUAUAUAAAGAUAAAAGAAACUCACCUGACCUCAGUAACUGGCAAAUGUUUUACACGCUGACGAAACUGUGCUAAACCUUUGUUGUGUGAUAAUAUGAAUGUUGCAUACUGGCAUUUAAUUGUGGCGCCUGUUUUUAUGCUGCAAUUCUUUUGUUUCUGCAAAUACAAUAAAACGUCUGUCUGAA